GUACGUCCACAUUGAUUGGGGACAAGGUAGCACUGGCAGCUGCCACCAACCCAACCCAGCUCCAUAAAUCUCCCUAUUCCCUGCGAGACUCCGAGCCAUUCGUCUUCCACCUUCCACCGCUACUGCGAGAAAGAAUGGUGAGCCUUGAUUCCAUCCGUAAGGCGCAGAGGGCCAGCGGCACUGCCGCCAUUCUGGCCAUCGGCACGGCGACGCCGCCGAAUGCCGUGGAUCAGGGCACGUACCCGGACUACUAUUUCCGCAUCACCAACUGCGAGCACAUGCGUGAGCUCAAGGAAAAGUUCAAGCGCAUGUGUGAUAAGUCCAUGAUCAAAAAGCGGCACAUGUACCUCACAGAAGAGAUCCUGAAGCAGCACCCCAACAUCUGUGACCACAAGGCUCCCUCCCUGGACGACCGGCAGGCCAUGGUGGUGACCGAGGUCCCCAAGCUUGGGCGCGACGCCGCCGUCCGAGCCAUCAAGGAGUGGGGCCAGCCCAAGUCCAGGAUCACCCACCUCAUCUUCUGCACCACCUCCGGCGUCGACAUGCCCGGCGCCGACUACCAGCUCACCAAGCUCCUCGGCCUCCGCCCCUCCGUCGGCCGCUUCAUGCUCUACCAGCAGGGCUGCUUCGCCGGCGGCACCGUCCUCCGCCUCGCCAAGGCCCUCGCGGAGAACCACCGCGGCGCCCGCGUCCUCGUCGUCUGCUCCGAGAUCACUGCCGUCACCUUCCGAGGGCCCUCCGAGGACCACCUCGACAGCCUCGUCGGCCAGGCGCUCUUCGCCGACGGCGCCGCCGCGCUCAUCGUCGGCGCCGAUCCCGAUACCACAGUCGAAAGGCCGAUAUUCGAGAUCGUGUCGGCGUCGCAGACCAUCCUGCCGGACAGCGACGGCGCCAUCGACGGGCAUUUGACGGAGGCCGGGCUGACGUUCCAUCUGCUGAAGGACGUGCCGGGACUCAUCUCCAAGAACAUCGAGCAUAGCUUGGUCGGGGCGUUCCAGCCGUUGGGGAUAUCGGACUGGAAUUCGUUGUUCUGGAUAGCCCAUCCUGGCGGGCCGGCCAUUUUGGACCAGGUGGAGUCCAAGCUGGGCCUGGAGCCAACCAAGCUCAGCUCGACGCGGCACGUGCUCAGAGAGUUCGGGAACAUGUCGAGCGCGUGCGUGCUGUUCAUACUGGACGAGAUGCGGCGGCGGUCGGCGGAGGAGGGGCUGGGGACGACCGGCGAGGGGCUGGAGUGGGGGGUGCUCUUUGGGUUUGGGCCGGGACUCACGGUGGAGACGGUGGUGCUCCAUGGCGUGCCUAUCUGAGAUGGGCCAUGCAGCUCUUGCAUGCGUUAAGCUGCAUGCAGUUACUAGGUACUAGGUACGGGAGUGGGAGGCAAUGGUGUUAUCUGUGUGUUGUGAAUGUUUGUUGUGAGCCGAAUUCAUCUUCUCGAUGAUUUCGGGUGUAUGUAUCAUGUAAUCUGUUAAAGAGGAAUUCAUUGCCUCGAUGAAUUCUUCGCUUAACUAAAGGAUCCUAUGUAGGGAUUCAAGUAGCCCUCCAACUUCUCUUCAAUAAUUUUUUAAGAAACUA
This is a messenger RNA of Phoenix dactylifera (date palm), 1569 nucleotides long. Its product is annotated as chalcone synthase-like. Lineage: Eukaryota; Viridiplantae; Streptophyta; Magnoliopsida; Arecales; Arecaceae. Gene Ontology annotation, molecular function: acyltransferase activity, transferring groups other than amino-acyl groups. The record is from RefSeq and is a predicted model, not a curated record. Gene Ontology annotation, biological process: polyketide biosynthetic process.